Papaver somniferum (opium poppy) is the source of this 1158-nucleotide messenger RNA. RefSeq names its product trichohyalin-like. The record is from RefSeq and is a predicted model, not a curated record. The transcript is spliced from 2 exons. NCBI's taxonomy places the organism in Eukaryota, Viridiplantae, Streptophyta, Magnoliopsida, Ranunculales, Papaveraceae. Bases 242 to 970 code for a protein of 242 amino acids.
CCACAUAACUUAAGCCAUACUGUAAUAGGGCGUUUGCUUUAAAAGUGAAUUUCAUCAUGACAUAUUUUUAAUAAAAUUAUUAUUUCACAAGAGCCAAGCUACUAGCCUACUUCUACUGUUUGUGCAAGCCAAUGAGAAGGAAUAACAACUUACUCAACAGUCUCAACCUAACCUUCUCUUCUCGACAUUCUUUUUUCUCAUUUAAACUGACAACCACCGAACCUACUUCUCUAACUGUACCAUGGGCUGCAGCUUGAACAAACAGGCUAGGAGAAAAAAGCCAUGCAGACAGACUUUUGUAAGAGCUUUAACAGAAAAGAUCAUACUCUUGGAAGAGGAUAUGAGUGAAAUAAGAAGGAAAAGAGGAAAGGAAAGUGAAGUUCAUGAGCAACAAGUUAGAGCAUUUGAAGCGAAGCAAACUGGAUGGGUAUAUGAGAGAAAAAGAUUGAGAGAAGAAAUUAAGCAGUUGAAAAAAGAGUCGGAAGAAAAAGAUAGAAGAAUUCAAAGGUUAAUCCAGAACAAUAGCAUCAACUAUGAUCAGCAUAAUAUUACCAUUGAUGAAGAAAAUUAUAAAGGAAAGGACUGGCAGCAUGUGGGAGCUAGUUACAACUACCUGAUGAUGAUGGAGAACAUGAGGGAAGAACAAUUACGUCGGGAAGAGGCUAUCGAGAAAUGGAAACGACUUUACCUUGCUAUCAAGACGGAACUCGACGACCUCAUUGAGAGAACCUGCCGAGGGGGGAGAGGAUACUGGAGAGUAGAAGAUGAGACAACGGAAGAACUCCAAAGGGAAGUGAAGGCUAAGGAAGAAACAAUCGCAGUAUUAAAAGCACGAUUAGCUGCCAGGGAAGAAGAGGGAAGAAAAAUGAAGACAGAAGUUGAUAUACUCAGGCAAAGCUCAAGAAUAAUGAGCCAUGCAAAAAGAACUAAAUACGUCAUGAGACCUAUUUCUCGACGCUUGCACUUCUGAAAAUAACAAUAUCAAAAGUCACCCUACAAAUGCCUAAGUACUUGGAAAUGGAUAGUGUAUCGAUGUGCUUGAAAUCGAAAUGUUGUAUCCACAGAGCAGAUGUUUGAUGAUAUUGAUGUGUGAUAUCAAUGUAUUUGAAAUCAUUCCAUGUGUAAAUUAUUUAAUACACAUAAUUUUUAUCGAGUCAA